GUAUUUGAUUUGUUCGCGUGCGUUAUGAAUUGAUGUGGGACCAAAACAUAAGGCUUGUCAUAAUUAAAUAUGACGUUUAUGUGUCACCAGCCUGGCUUGACAAAAACGAGGACAGCGAUUAUCAGGACAGCCGACAAGGACGCGGGUACAUGCGGCGGGCGGAGAGAGCAGGAGGCGGUGCCCGUCCUGCCGCUCCUCAGUCUUGGACCGCCAUCCCGACCCUCAACAUGGCGCUUCUGACGCUCCUGCUGCUUCAUGCCGCCUUCGCCCAGGAAUGGAGCCCGCCCAUCCCGCCCCUCUCGGAACAGUCGUUCGAAAUUGUGGCAGUUCCGCAAUUCCCGGACGCGACGGAUUCCAUCGGCACCAUCAUCGCCACGGAAUUUGAGAGGCAGGUGCCCGUGCUGACGAACAGCCUGCGAGGGGAGGUCUCCUCCAUCAGGACCGACAUACGGCAGCAGUUCGACUCGCUGAGGAGGCACAUGGACACCAAGCUGGACAGGAUGCAGCGCGACGCGCCCAACGACGACGACGACGACGAGGAGAGUUCGAGUCUGGGCAAGGUGAGCGCCGCGCACACCGCCACCGCCAACAUCCGUCACAACUUGGCCAUGGCCGAGCUAAGGCGUCUGGGCGCGGACCUCACGAAGGCCAUGAAUGAGGAGGUCGGAAAGCUGCGCGAGGAGUUCCGCGCGUCGCUCGACCAGCUCAGCAUGCAGGUGCAGAAUGCGACGAACGACCUGGCAGAGCAGCUCCAGGAGGAGUUCGCGGUGAAGGCCGACGAAAGCACCAACAUGCUGAAGAAGGUAUUCUUCCUCACCCGCAACCAGAUGGCGCUGAUCCAGUCCCAGCUGAUCAACAUCAGCAAGUCGCUCAGCAGCCCCAACACGGCGCCGAGUGUUCAGAAACCCGUGGUGAAGCCGCUGUCCACUUCUCCCGCUCCUCCGACAGCCAUGACGACGGAGGAAAUCAUUGCGACAACCGAGAUUGAAGAGCUGCCCCGGGAUUGCUACGAUGCGCUGGAGAAGGGCAACGCCGUGUCAGGUCUGACGACGAUCCAGCCCAAUGAGGACAUGGAUCCCCAGGUCGUGUGGUGCGACCAGGAGACCGACGGCGGCGGCUGGACGGUGAUGCUGAGGCGGCAGACGCAGCCGACGCAGCUGGACUUCAGGCAGAACUGGAGGACGUACGCCAGUGGCUUCGGCGAUCCCAACGGAGAAUACUGGAUAGGGCUGGAGACCUUGCACCAGCUGACGAAGGACUCUACGUACGCGCUGCGGGUCGACAUGGCGUGGGAGGAUGAGGAUAUUUGGAAACUAACAUGCUCUCUGUCCCCCUCCCCCUCCCUCCUUCCUCCGCCCACCAGCGUCGGCCCAGAGAUGUACGAGCGCCGCGGCUACGAGCUCCAGAUCGGCGGCUACAACAAGUCGAGCACGGGCGGCGACGCCAUGGAGUACCACAACGGCAUGGACUUCAGCACCUACGACGAAGACAACGACGGGGCUUCAGGUGGGAGCUGCUCGGACUGGUCAGGUGGCGGCGGCUGGUGGUACAACUACUGCUACUACAGCAACCCCACAGGCAUCUACCCUCCAGCUGAUCUUCCCGCAGGAGCUGAGGUCGAUCACCUGCUCGAGUGGCGUAAAUGGCAGGGUUAUUACACCUACCUGUCUUCCCUCACCAUGAAAAUCAGACCCAAUUAUCUGCCCUCUAUUCAACGUUCCUCUUUUUAAUCCCACGGAAUAGAAAAAGGAGGCUCUUAAAAUGGGGUUCUAAAUCUGCAUGGAUUUUGCAAGUAGUUGUCGAAUGUAGUGAUACAAUGGUAUUUCCACCCCUAAAGGUAGAGUUGGAUUCACUUUAUGUAGGAUUUGAGACAAGCUAAUAUCUGGGAUAGACUUAUUUUCAUCACAUAGCCCUAUACAAGUAUGUGCAUUUUUGUACAUUUAAGCUGAUGUUGAAAUAUGACCAGGACCCUUUAGUCUUCCAUCUCAAAUCAAAAUCACACACGUAUACUACGAUUAUCUUGUACACUACACUGUAACUGGGGUUCUUUAGUAUUCCAUCUCGAAUACUCACUCUUAUCUAAUAUACAUAUCAAUUUGCAAUGUUACACAUACUCAUGAAUAUGAAAAUGAGGAUAUACAGAUGGGUGAAGAUGUGCCUACUCUGUAUGUAGGGGAGGGAAAGGUAUGUACCUGUACAUGUUGUUAUACCCAUGUGCAUGCACAUAGGUAUAACCUCUCUCUCACACACAUGCACACACACACACACACACCACACACACACACUCACUCACUCACUCACUCACACACUCAUUAGGAAAAUGUAAACUUAAAUUAAGAUGGAACCAAGUGUGAAAUUGUCUAUUGCAAUGUACUUGACAUCAAAUAUUUCACUGGGUAUCAAAGGAAUGUGGGAACUAUAUAGCCCUGUCAUAUUUUCUCUCAAAGUCCUCCACUCCAAAACUGUAAUUUUCCAUUUGAUUUUAGUAGUCAACUCAAUGUUACAUAAACAGUCGCUCUCUUUCUAGCUGUGUGACAAUAAUUAGAUUAAAUAUUUCUGUUAUUAUAUUAAUUCUUUCAUAAAACAUUACAGAAUCUUACAGGCUGAACACUUAAUCAUUCCAAUAUGUUCCUUCAUAUGGUGUAGAUUAUAAGAAAAAAUAUAAAAUCAUUUCUUCAUUGCAGAAUUUCUUUAAAUAUAAAACACAAAAACCAACUGUAUUACUGGAACAAAGACAGUUCAACCACACCUACUUUUAAAACAGAUAUAAAAUAUGUAUAAUAAAAAGGUGAAGGAAUAAAAAA
Penaeus vannamei (Pacific white shrimp) is the source of this 2804-nucleotide messenger RNA. Lineage: Eukaryota; Metazoa; Arthropoda; Malacostraca; Decapoda; Penaeidae. The record is from RefSeq and is a predicted model, not a curated record.